Messenger RNA from Melospiza melodia melodia, 5480 nucleotides. It is a transcript of the gene TOGARAM1, whose product is annotated as TOG array regulator of axonemal microtubules 1. The coding region runs from base 1 to 4788 and encodes 1595 amino acids. The transcript has 21 exons. Gene Ontology annotation, molecular function: microtubule binding. Lineage: Eukaryota; Metazoa; Chordata; Aves; Passeriformes; Passerellidae. The record is from RefSeq and is a predicted model, not a curated record. Gene Ontology annotation, cellular component: cilium; cytoplasmic microtubule. Gene Ontology annotation, biological process: microtubule cytoskeleton organization.
AUGGCGGAGCCGCCGCCAGGAGCCGCCGCUCCGCGGGGCCGCGGCCGGGCCUGGGAGCGCGGCGGCUCCGCGCAGCACCGUGAGGACGGCACGGAGCCCCCCGGCCCCGCUCACAACGGUCCGGGCACGGAGCUCUCCGGCCCCGCUCACAACGGUUCGGACGCGGAUCCCCCUGGCCCCGCUUUGAACGGUCCGGGCACGGAUGCCCCCGGCCCCAUUCAGGACGGUUCGGACACGGAGCCCCCCGGUCCCGCUGAGGACGGGCCGGGCACGGAGCCCCCCGGCUAUGCUCACAACGGUUCGGGCACGGAGCCCCCCAGCCCCGCUGAGGACGGGCCGGGCACCGAGGACGCGGCCGCCCCGCUGGGGCCGGAGCUGCCGCUGGUGCCGCCGGAGCUCCGCGCGCGGCUGCUGGACCGGCGGGACUACCGGGGCCGCGCGCAGGCCGUGGAGCAGCUGCGGCGGGCGGUGGAGGGCUGCAGCCCGGCCGCGCUGGGCGCCGCUCCCGCCGCCGCGCUGCUGGGGCUGAUCGCGCUGCUGGACGCGCUGCUGCACGACCCCAACUUCGCGGUGGCGCGGGGCGCGCUGGAGGUGACCCGGCUGCUGGCGCUGCGCCUCGGCCGCCGCGUCCCCGCCGUGCUGGCCCCGCUGGUGUGCGCGGCCGCCCGGGCGCUGGGGGACGCGCAGCCGGCCAUGCGGCGGGACAGCGCCCGGCUGCUGCUGCGCCUGAUGGCGGCGGCCGGGCCGCGGCCCGUGCUGCGGCUGCUGCUGCAGGAGCGGCUGCUGCGGCACCGCAGCGCCCGGCUCCGCGAGGAGCUGCUCCACACGUGCAUCGCCGCGCUGCUCGCCUUCCCCGCCGCCGAGCUGGACCUGCCCCAGCUGGCGGCCGCGCUGGCGCCGGCGCUGCUGGACGCCAAGCGCAGGGUCCGGCACGCCGCCAUGGAGGCGAUGGCCGCGCUGGCCUCGGCCAUGGGUCCCGGCGACGCGGGCGCGCUGCUCCGCGCCCUGGACGCCGUGGAGCUGCGGGCCGGCGGCGCGGGGGCGGCGCUGGCCGUGCGGGCCCGGCUGGCCCGGAACGCGCUGCCCCGGCUGGGCCAGCAGGGACUCGUGGAGUACGGAGUGCCCCUGCCCUGCUCCGGCCGCUGCCGCGGGCCCUGCCCGCCGCCCGGCCCCGACACCGAGUGGCUGCUGAUGGGCAGCCGCAGCCGCAGCGCGCACGGGCACUGCGGGCACCCCGCCUGCCGCGGUGCCCUGCACGGCCCCGCCUGUGCCCGGCGGGGAACGAGCCCCAGGAGGGUCCUGAGCGCCGGCAGAGGCAAAAACAAGCUGCCCUGGGAGAGCGAGCCGGCUGCGGACGGGGAAGGCGGCUCGGGGGUGAGGAUGCCCGUCGCGAAGGGCGUGGAGCAGUUGGCUGCAGCCAGUGAUCCCCUGCAGCCCCCGAAGGCCCAGCCCUCCCAGGGGAUCCCAGGCAGUGCUGAGCUGCUCUUCAGCAGGAGCAGAACCUCCAGGACUGUGGAGCUGGCCCCUGAGCACCCUGCCCUUGCUGCUGGUGCUCUGGGCUCUCAUCAGCCCCAGGUUUCAGGGAAGUGUGGGACACUUGGAUACUCCCGUGGGAGGAGUGGCAGUGUGGGCUCUGGUUUGCAGUUUCUGGCACUCAAUAACUGUCAGCAGGACAAAGUUUGUUCCAGCCUCAGUUUUGCCAGCAAGACCCAGAGAAGUUUUUGCACUCAGGCAGAGCCCACCGUGUCCUUCCAGGGUCCCAGUGCCAGCCAGGGCACCUUCAUCCUGCCCUCCUUCCCCCUGGCAUCACCCAGGAACAGCCCCAAGCACCUCUCUGCUCCUGCUGCCCUGGCAGGGAGGUGCCAGGAGGACCCCAGGAGCCUCUCCAGCUCCUGGCCUCUCAAAAGCUUCCAGGGGCUGCCCAAGCCUGGUGGCCAGAAGCAGCUGCUCAGCCAAAAGCCAGGAGACAGCACAGGGGACAGCCAGCUGGAGAAGCCUUCCCUGCAGCUGGAGAAGCCUUCCCUGCAGCUGGAGAAGCCUUCCCUGCAGCUGGAGAAGCCCCCCCUGCAGCUGGAGAAGCCCCCCCUGCAGCUGAGGAGCGCCCUGGGCAGAGGGCAGGCGCUGAGGGGUGCCCGGCCCGUGCCCCCCAUCCCGCGGCUGCCCAGCCCCCGGGAGCGCCCUGGCAGCAGGGAGGGCACGGAGCUGGCAGCAGGGCUGGCAGAGCUGCACCUGCAGCCCGAGCAGGUGGACCAGGAGGAGAUGCAGAAUUCGCUGCGGUCCCUGCGGAGCAGCGCAGCCAAGAAGAGAGCCAAGCUGAGCAGCAGCAUGGCCGAGCUGGAGAGCCCCGACUCGGCGGUGAAACUGGAAUUUCCCGGGGACUGCCCCUCGCUGGGCUCCUCCCCCGGCACCACCUCCACCGGCGAGAGUGGAAUUUCCAGCCUGGAGUCCCUGGGCUCCCCCGCGGCCACGCUGGCCCCCAGGAGGAGAGUGCUGUCAGACACUUUCCCAGCACUUGGCAGCAAAUCCCAUCCUGCAGAAGCAUCUCCAGCCAGGCCCAGAGACCCAGAGGGGGCAGAGCAGCCCCCCAACACAGGCCCUGCAGAGUCAGUGCCUGGUUUUGCACCAAAGGAUGAUCUGGGUUUCUCAUCUGGAGACGUUGCUGUGGUUGGCACAGGUGUUUUUGGGAGCCCUCCUGGCCCAGCUGCCAGCCAGCCCGUGCCCUGUGUGGCCAAUGGGGAUGCCCAGGGUGCCAGGGAGGGAGCAGAGGCUGCCCCAGGGAGAAGCUUCCAGAACAGCCCUUCCCGUUCCUGUGGCCAUGCAGGGAAGGAAGGAGAGAUUAAAGUGACCUUGUCAAAAUCUGCUCAGGAGAAGCUGAGGAGGAGGAGGAAAGAAGACAAAGAGCACAACCAUAAAGAGCAUCAGGAAGGCAAAGACUUGGAAGGGAAGGAAGAAUUCCCUUGGGAAAGGAUUAGACUGAGUAUGAGUGAACCAGAGAAACUCACAGCAGAAAGUGAGGAUGAGGGGUUUAGUCUCUGUGGGGAUUUACUGACAUCACCAAGAAAUGGAUCUUUGUCCUUAGAAAAUGUGGCCUUGACCCCUUCCCUGAAAAGAACCUCCAGUUUGAAGAGGUCCAAGUGUUCAUCCUUACUGGAUUCUGAGGAGCCGUGUCCGGGGCGGGGCCGCUGCCGGGAGCCGCCGGUGACGCGGAGCCCCGAGGUGCUGGACCCGGCCGAGCUGCUGCCCUUCCCCCGGCCCGAGCCCGCCCUGGCAGAGGCGCUGGCACUGCUGGCUGACCACGACUGGGAGAAGAAAAUUGAAGGUCUGAACUUUGUCAGGUGCUUGUCUGCCUACCAUGCCCCUAUUCUGACUGCAAAGCUCCAUGAAACAACUCUGGCUGUGGCUCAAGAGGUCAAGAAUUUACGCUCAGGUGUUUCUCGAGCUGCUGUGGUCUGUUUAGGGGAUUUGUUCACCCACCUGAAAAAGAGCAUGGAUCAAGAAGUAGAUAAUGCAGUAAAAGUCCUUUUGCACAAAGCUGGGGAAUCCAACACUUUUAUAAGGGAAGAGGUAGACAAGGCACUGAAGGCCAUGGUUAAUAAUGUGACUCCAGCACGUGCACUUUGUUCUCUUAUAAAUGGAGGGCAAAGCCACCUGCACUCGGCAGUGAGGAGAUGCACGGCCCAGCACGUGGGGGACAUCGUGCAGCGCCUGGGCCCCGAGCGCCUGCUGGCCGCGGGCCGGCCCCUGGCCGAGCGGCUGCUGCCCGCCGUGGCCCGGUUUGUGCAGGACAGCUCCCAGCAGACACGGUACUAUGGGAGGAGGAUGCUCUUCAGCAUGAUGGCUCAUCCUGACUUGGAUAAAAUCCUGGAGAAGUUUGUGCCCCCCAAGGAUUUGCCUUACAUUAAGGAAACUGUUGGCAGCCUACGAGAGAAGGGCCUGGGGGAGAUGCCCUUGGAUACAGCCUCAGCCAAAGGGAGGCGUUCCCAGACUGGAAGUGUUGGACAUUUGAGGUCGUCCUCUACUUGCAGAGAUGCUCCCAUCAUCCCAGACAGGGACUGCACGGAGAGCCAGGAGGCCCCUCGGAGAGCAGCCCCUCGCAGUGCCCUGGAGAGCGAGGAGUACCUCAGGGACCUCGUGGGCUCCCUGAACGCCAGGGAUUUCCGCGAGCGCAUCCGCGGGGUGCGCCAGCUGCUGCUGGAUACGGAGAGCAGCGCGGGCCCGGUGCUCGCCAACAUCGUCAGGAUCUUCGAUGCUUUCAAGCCUCGCCUGCACGACUCCAACAGCAAAGUGACCCAGGUGGCUUUGGAGGCCAUGCACAGGAUGAUUCCACUGCUCAAGGACAAUUUGUCACCUGUGAUCAACAUGUUGAUUCCUGCCAUAGUGGACAACAACCUCAACUCCAAAAACCCAGGGAUUUAUGCAGCUGCCACAAAUGUGAUCCAGGCUCUAUGUCAACACUUAGACACCUCCCUGCUCCUGCAGCCAUUCUGCACAAAAGCCCAGUUCCUGAGUGGAAAAGCAAAGCAGGACCUGACAGAAAAGCUGGCUGAGCUGGUGCCGGAGCUGUACCCUCGGAAGCCCUGUGCCGUGGAGCAGAAGGUGCUGCCCGUGCUGUGGCACCUGCUGGGCAGCUCUGCGGGCGGCGGCUCCGUGCCCGGCCCCCGCACGGCCACGGCCGCCUUGGCCCAGGCGCUGUGGGCACAGAUGGGCCCCGGGCUGCUCGCCCACGCCGCCGCCCAGCCCCCGCACAUCAGGAAGAACCUGGAGGAGCUUUUGGAGACGGGAACGUAAAAUUGUGAAAUGGCUGUCCCAGGUGCAGCUCCAGCGCCGCCUGAGCCGGGCACAUGGACGGCUGGUGCUGCCGGGACACGGGCGGGAGCAGGCCUGAGCUGGGCACGGUGCCUGAGGGAGAGCCCCAGAGCCAGGCUAGUUUGGACUGCACUGGGAGAGACACCGGAGCCAGGCUGGGAGAGCCUGGCAGCUGAACUGGGCUGUGCUGGGAGAGCCUGGCAGCUGAACUGGGCUGUGCUGGGCCAGCCUGAGGGCCUGAACUGGGCUGUGCUGGGUCAGUCUGCAGGCCUGAAGUGGGACAGUGUGCGGGGCUGAACUGGGCCAUGCUGGGAGAGCUGUGCUGGGCACUGUGGGGCUGGCUUCCUUCAUUGUCACCAGCAUGGCCAUGGAGGAGCCGCUCCAGCCCAUCUGUGCUUCCCUCCAGAGGCUCCAGUCCAGGACCUGUCCCUGGAUUGCCUGUGAAGAACCACACGGUCACAUCAGCACUGCGCUGUACAUGGAGAAGUGGAAGAGAGUCCUGGACACAGGGGUGCAGUGCUGUUUGUGCAAAACAUGUAUUUUUGUACCCCCACAGGCAGUGGUGCAGUAUUUGUUGUCUCAGGGCUGGGCAGUGGGGAGAAUGAACCCUGACCCUUCUCCAGCUGCGGGCUCUGGACACAUUGGACUUACAAAUAAAGGGAUUUAUUUCUGUA